Molecule: messenger RNA, 1734 nt
Organism: Cyphellophora europaea CBS 101466
Lineage: Eukaryota; Fungi; Ascomycota; Eurotiomycetes; Chaetothyriales; Cyphellophoraceae
Exons: 4
Coding region: 1-1734 (577 amino acids)
Biological process (GO): mRNA 5'-splice site recognition; RNA processing
Cellular component (GO): commitment complex; U1 snRNP; U2-type prespliceosome
Molecular function (GO): protein binding
Source: RefSeq, a predicted model, not a curated record
AUGGACGCCUUCGGGGCCAACGAUGAGGAGAGUGCCGAGCUCAAGAAGCUCUGGGCGGAGAUGAAUGUCGACCCCGAUAACUACGAGACCUGGGAGAAACUCGUUCGGACAGUCGAGACUCUUGAGGGAGGUAUCAACCGCAACUCCAGUUCGCAGGCCAUUACCGCCUUGCGCGAAGUCUACGAUCGCUUCCUUGCGAAAUUUCCUCUUUUUUUCGGCUACUGGAAGAAGUAUGCCGACCUCGAGUUCUCGAUCGCCGGCACUGAGGCGGCGGAGAUGGUAUAUGAACGAGGUGUCGCCAGCGUCAACAACUCCGCCGAUCUCUGGACCAACUACUGCUCGUUCAAGACAGAAACCAGCCAUGACCCAGACGUUAUUCGAGAACUAUUUGAGCGGGGAGCCGAAGCUGUAGGCAUCGAUUUCCUUGCUCACGUCUUCUGGGACAAGUACAUCGAAUUUGAGGAGCGCAUGGAGCAGCCCGACCGGAUUUUCGCUCUUUUUGGCCGCAUCAUUGUCAUUCCGAUGCACCAGUACGCACGAUACUUUGAGAAGUACCGUCAGCUGGCACAAACGAAACCCGUUCACAUGCUUGUACCGCCUCAGGUCUUGACGCAAUAUCAAUCAGAGAUCGAGAACGCCGGCAUUGGCUACAAGUCAGGCCGCAGUCAGCAAGAAGUCGAACAGGAGCUACGCCAACGUAUCGACGGUUACCACCUCGAGAUCUUCAGGAAGACUCAAGCCGAGACCACCAAGCGCUGGACUUACGAGUCUGAGAUCAAACGACCAUACUUCCACGUGACUGAUCUCGAUGAAGGUCAGCUCGACAACUGGCGCAAAUAUCUGGACUUUGAGGAGGGCCAAGCAGACUACACACGUGCACAUUUCCUCUACGAACGCUGCUUGGUUGUUUGUGCCCUGUACGAGGAGUUCUGGUUGAGAUAUGCCAGGUGGAUGUUCGCUCAACCAGGCAAGGAGGAAGAGGUCCGCAACAUCUACAUGCGGGCAUCUUGUUUGUUCGUGCCUAUUGCACUUCCCACCAUCCGACUACACUACGCCUUCUUUGAAGAAAUGACAGGACGAGUCGACAUUGCGAAAGAAAUCCACGAGGCCAUCCUUGUCCAGCUUCCCAGCCAUAUCGAUACCAUAGUGUCACUCGCCAACACAUCAAGACGUCACGGCACAAUAGAUGAUGCCGUGGCCGUCUACGCUGCUCAGCUAGAGUCCCCUACGGUUGAAGUCUCCGCCAAGGCGGCAGUAGUUGCCCACUGGGCACAUUUGCUGUGGAAGAUCAAGGGCUCUACCGAUGAAGCUCGUGCUGUCUUCCAGAAGUACCAAUCUUAUUACUUUGAGAGCGAGUCGUUCUGGAAGGGCUACCUACAACUUGAGAUUGGUCAGCCAACCUCGGUAGAGACCGAAAAGGAGCAGUACGAUCGGAUCAAGGCAGUGGCCGAUGCUCUCCUCUACAAGAGUAAGCUAUCGGAGACGACACUGCAGAGUCUGAUCGCGAUCUACAUGGAUUAUCUGAUGGAGAAGGGAGGCAAAGAGGCUGCGAAGGAAUACCUGAACCUUGAUCGAGAGAUCAACGGGCCCACGUCAGUGCAGAAGCUUCCAAAAACGGCGCCGUCUGCCACUUCGAAAGCGGCGGCAGGCAUCAAUGGCCAGGUAAUUUCUCCCAACUCUCCUAUUGAGCCAGAACUAACAACACACAGCAGCCACCUGCACCCAACGAUAUGA